Acanthosepion pharaonis is the source of this 600-nucleotide messenger RNA. Lineage: Eukaryota; Metazoa; Mollusca; Cephalopoda; Sepiida; Sepiidae. The record is from the annotation of a GenBank genome assembly.
AUGACUGGAAAAGAAAUUUUCAAAGUUUAUAUUUUUACGGGAAUGCUGGCCUGUAUUUACUCGAACUCGUUACCAUUGCCCCUCCCAGAAGAGAUGUGCCACCUGCAAUGUCCACAAGAAACUACAACUUCAUUCGCUUGGUAUCAAGAUGAAAUCUCGUCACUGGUAUGCACUAUCUAUCUAUCUAUCUAUCUAUCUAUCUAUCUAUCUAUCUAUCUAUCUAUCUAUCUCAUUCUGUUCAUAUCUAUCUAUCUAUCUAUCUAUCUAUCUAUCUAUCUAUCUCAUUCUGUUCAUAUCUAUCUAUCUUUCUCAUUCUGUUCAUAUCUAUCCAUCUAUCUAUCUAUCUAUCUAUCUAUCUCAUUCUGUUCAUAUCUAUCUAUCUUUCUCAUUCUGUUCAUAUCUAUCCAUCUAUCUAUCUAUCUAUCUAUCUAUUUAUUUUGGCUUGUUCUUAUCUAUCUAUCUGUCUAUUUUGGCUUGUUCUUAUCUAUAUAUCUAUCUAUGUAUCUAUCUCAUUCUGUUCAUAUCUGUCUAUCUUUCUAUCUAUCUCAUUCUUCUCUUUAUAUCUAUUUAUUUAUCUAUCUAUUUAUAUAUCUAUCUUAG